GUGCCUUUGCGGCAAGCAGAACGCAGAGCCGGGCAGCCGCCGGAGAUGCCUGGCGCUCUAUACUGAGGAGCGGCCGGCGGCGCAAUGGAGCGGGCCAGGGACCGCUUACACCUGAGACGGACUACAGAACAGCACGUACCAGCGGUGGAAGUCCGGGUCAAACGUCGGAGGACAGCCUCACUGAGCAACCGAGAGUGUCAGCUGUACCCAAGGCGAUCUCAGCAGCAGCAAAUACCUGCGGUGGAUUUCCAGGCCGAACUGAGACAGGCAUUCUUAGCUGAGACACCAAGAGGUGGUUAAAGCAGUAUUGGAACAUCCAGUAGCUGAUUGCCAAG
Messenger RNA from Manis javanica (Malayan pangolin), 335 nucleotides. RefSeq names its product SNRPN upstream reading frame protein-like. Lineage: Eukaryota; Metazoa; Chordata; Mammalia; Pholidota; Manidae. Gene Ontology annotation, cellular component: nuclear speck. The record is from RefSeq and is a predicted model, not a curated record.